Recurvomyces mirabilis is the source of this 855-nucleotide messenger RNA. RefSeq lists its product as uncharacterized. The record is from RefSeq and is a predicted model, not a curated record. The transcript has 2 exons. Gene Ontology annotation, cellular component: endoplasmic reticulum. Gene Ontology annotation, biological process: sterol biosynthetic process. Gene Ontology annotation, molecular function: sterol 24-C-methyltransferase activity. The coding region runs from base 1 to 855 and encodes 284 amino acids. Lineage: Eukaryota; Fungi; Ascomycota; Dothideomycetes; Mycosphaerellales; Teratosphaeriaceae.
AUGGCAACCCCAACCAAAGCCACAACCUACGGCUCCAAGGAGCAAUACAUCCCAGGCUACACCCAAGUCCGCCACCACGAAUGGCGCACCGCCACCAACAGCGCCGCCUACCUCCUCCCCGUCCUCCAACAGAAAGCCGCCACAACCCCCAACCUCAACCUCCUGGACAUCGGCUGCGGCUCCAGCACCAUCACAACCUCCCUAGCCUCCUACCUCCCGGCCGAAGGGAAAAUAACCGCCACCGACAUCUCCCCCGAGAUCCUCAUCAAAGCCCAGGCCUUCGCUGAGAAAGCUGGUGUAGAAUCGAAGAUCCAUUUCCAGACUGCUGAUAUUUACGCUCUGCCGUUCGAGGAUGGAGCGUUCGAUAUCGUCCACGCGAGCAUGGUACUCUCCCACCUCUCGGACCCCGUGGCCGCUUAUAAGGAAAUGCUGCGUGUCACCACUCCCGGGGGCGUAGUGGCGAACCGCGAGUCCGAUUUGACGGCUUGGUCCUACCACCCUCGUCUGCCAGGGAUAGAGAAGUUCCAUCGGUGCCACAUAGCCGUUCAUGAAGCGGCCAAGGGCCAGACGACGGCGGGACCACGGACGCUGGGGUGGGCAUUGAAGGCUGGGGCGAAGAGGGAGGAUGUAGAGGUGGGGUGUGGGACGUGGAUGUAUGCUACUGCUGAGGAGAGGGCGAUUUGGGGCGGCUCAAUGGCCGAACGCAUACGCACCGGCGGCAUGACAACCAAGAUCCGAGAGCUCAAUCUCGCAUCCGAGGAGGAAAUCCAGGAAAUGGGUGAUGCGUGGGAGGAAUGGAUCGCGACCGAAGAUGCCUGUCAUGGGAGUUUGCACCGGGGAGAGCUUAAUUCAUAA